CUACAGAGCGCAUAAAGCUUGGACAUAUAAGAGCUCUCUCUCUUUCUUCGCCUGAACAGUGCCAUUUCCACCCAUCAAUAAAUGAUUCGUUUCCUCCUUUCAUUAAAGCUUAUGCAUUCCUUCUGCUGUGAUACUACUUCGCGAAAUCCUUUAACCAUUCCCCAACCCAGUCCGCGGUCAGCAACCUCCCUCGCCAUGUCCUCGCCCUCAUCCUCCGCAUCCGCCACGCCGUGGCGGAGGGCUCAGCUCAAAUUACGCUCCGUCUCCGACGGUCACCGCACUUCGUCUCCUCAGAACACGCUUCUUGCGGUGAGGAUUAACCAGACGGCGGGGAAUGGAAUCUCCGGAAUACUGUACAAAUGGGUGAAUUACGGGAGAGGAUGGCGGCCACGAUGGUUCGUCCUCCAGGACGGCGUCCUUUCCUAUUACAAAAUUCACGGGCCCCGUAAGAUUGUCACCAAUCACCAGACCGAAAAAGGUUCCAUGGUUAUCGGUCAGAAGUCGUUUCGCCGAAUCAAUAGCUGUUCUCAAAGUCCCGCUUCUUCCAAAUCCCUCGGCCGCAAACCCUGUGGAGAAAUCCACCUUAAGGUGUCAUCUGUGAGGGAAAGUAGAUCAGAUGAUAGGAGGUUUUCAUUAUAUACUGGGAUGAGAACACUGCAUUUGAGGGCAGAGACGAGGGAUGAUCGGAUUACUUGGAUAGAGGCACUGUUGGCAGCAAAAGAAAUGUCCCCUCGGAUGCCAAAUGAGGAACUUCUAAUCACCCAAAUCAAUGAGACUAUGGCCAUGUCAACUGAGAAGCUCAGGAAGAGGCUGAUGCAGGAGGGUGUUUGUGAGGCUGCGAUUCAGGACAGUCAACAGAUUAUACAGAGUGCGUUUGCAGCUUGGAAAAAAGAUCUGCUUCUCCUCAAGCAAAAAGAGUUGCAGCUGAUUGACAAACUGCGGCAGUUGGAGGCAGAAAAAGUUGACCUCGAGAACACGCUUGUUGAUGAGAGUCAAAGGCAUGCAAAGACUUCUCUUUUCCAGGACAAAUUUAGAGAAGGAAGCGUGAAUGAAUCAGAUGAUGACAAUGAUAGACAUCCUCUUGCAGAUGAAGAUAGUGAUGGUGAUGAUGAUGAAGACAUGUUUGCUGAUGCUCGAGAUUUUCUUUCUUCAAAUUCAUUCAGAAAACAAGGGAGUGGUGAUAGAAAACCAUUAUCUGAUUCUGAUGAUGAAGGAAGUCAUCCAUCUCAAAAUACAAUAUCAGUUGAAAACAAAUAUCCUUAUGUGAAGCGCAGAAAUAGAUUGCCGGACCCACUCGAAGAAGAGAAGGGAGCAAGCCUGUGGUCAAUGAUCAAAGAUAACAUUGGGAAGGAUCUAACUAAAGUCUGCCUUCCAGUAUAUUUCAAUGAACCACUAUCUUCCCUGCAGAAAUGUUUUGAAGAUUUUGAAUACUCUUACCUUCUCGAUCAAGCAUAUGAAUCAGGAAAAGGGGGUAAUAGCUUUAUGAGGAUGCUUAAAGUAGCAGCAUUUGCUGCAUCUGGAUACGCUUCCACUGAUGAAAGACAAUGCAAGCCAUUUAAUCCUUUACUUGGUGAAACUUUUGAAGCUGAUUACCAAGACAAGGGGUUACGGUUCAUCUCAGAAAAGGUUAGUCAUCAUCCAAUGAUCCUUGCAUUCCACUGUGAAGGACGUGGAUGGAAAAUAUGGGCAGAUUGCAACCUGAAGAGUAAGUUUUGGGGUAGAUCCAUUCAGAUUGACCCUGUUGGUGUAAUUACAUUGGAGUUUGAUGAUGGAGAAGUAUUCAAGUGGAGAAAGGUUACAACUUCUAUAUACAACCUCAUUCUUGGAAAAGUCUACUGUGAUCAUUAUGGAACUAUGAAUAUCCAAGGAAAUCGAAACUACUCCUGCAAGCUUAAAUUUAAGGAGCGUUCUCUCAUCGAUCGAAAUCCUCACCAGGUACAUGGAGUUGUAGAAAAUAAUGGAACGCCAGCAGCAACACUGUUCGGGAAAUGGGAUCAGUGCAUUCAUUACUGCCAGGAGGAUUAUUUAGGGAAAGACAAAGGAUCGGCUUCAAUGUCAGAUGCACAUUUGUUGUGGAAAAGAAACCAACCAUCAAAAUUUAAAAGCAAAUACAACUUCACGGACUUCGCAAUCACCCUUAAUGAACUGACUACUGAGCUAAAGGAGAAAUUGCCACCAACAGAUUCAAGGCUCAGGCCUGAUCAAAGAUUUCUGGAAAAUGGCCAGUACCAAAUGGCUAACGCAGAAAAGUUACGUUUGGAACAGAGGCAGCGCCAGGCGGUUAUGAUGCAAAAAAGUGGAUGGAAACCUAAGUGGUUUUCAAAAGCAUCAGACAGUGAUGGAUACAGGUACAAUGGUGGAUAUUGGGAGGCAAGAGAGCACGGAAACUGGGAGUCAUGCCAAAAUAUCUUUGGUGCAGUAACUACCACUUGACCUGCAAACUUAUCGGAUCCAUGUAGUUUCUAUAACACGUUGUGCAGCCUCGUAUAAAAGAAAAAGGACAGUAUUGCAAAUUACAAAAACCUAGUGCCACCACACAACAAACUGUAGAUAGAUACAAUUGCGCUGGUGGUUCUGUAGGUAGACAAAAGUUCCAACUUUUUGUUUGUAGAUAAACAACAUUCCAUUGUUCAGUCCUACUGCUCCAUAGGGUUUUAUAUAUAGGAAAUAGAUUAUCCAACUUCUUGUAAUAGAAACAGUGAAAAGUCUGAUGUGCCAUAUGAUUCAAUACAAUAUACAAAACAUUACAAAUUUUUUAAGAAAAAUUUCAAUGACAGAACUGUGUAUAACAUAUGCAAUUGCAGAAGACAUGUUAUUAUAAAGAUUUAUUACAGGAGGAAGAGGAUGAGGUGCCUGUUAUUAUCAUCUAGGGCCAGAGAGUUGAUGAGAAGACUUGAAAGAGGACUUGUAAAAACUACAGGUAUCACUGCUGCCCACAUUUGCGAUUUCGUGCUGAUAGAAAUGCACCAUAUUCUGCUCAUUACCCUCCGCCUGAGAUGUUUCGGUGAACCUCCUGCCAUAGAAGCGCAAGAAAUUGAGGGACCCCACCUGAGGAUCACCCAGAGGUAGCCCUCCUUCUAGCAUCCCAACCACAUUUGUCAUGGUCGGCCGCAGAGCUGGAUCUUCGUGUAGACAGCAGAGAGCCACCCUGACCAGUUUCUCCACUUCCUCGGUCUGUACCUCCCCUGCCAGCUGCGGAUCCACCAGCUCCAGGACAAGUAGGGGGAAAUAAUCCCACCGAGCUUCCUCCUCACCCCUACAAUUCUUCUUGCCGCUCACAAGUUCCAGCAACACCAUCCCGUAGCUAUACACAUCCGUCUUCUCUGUGAUGGAGGAGUUUGUCAGCCACUCAGGAGCUAAAUACCCUCUAGUCCCUCUCAAUGUAGUGAACCAGCUAGAUUGCUCUGAAGACAUCAGCUUGGACAGCCCAAAAUCUGAGAUCUUAACUUGCAAGCAGUUGUGGUAGUGAAGGAGGAUGUUUUCCGGCUUGACAUCACAAUGAAUGAUCUUGGGUUCACACCCACUGUGCAAGUAAGCCAGGCCACGUGCGGUUCCGAUGGCAAUCUCGACCCUUUCCUUCCAUUUCAACACGUUUGGGAGUGGGACCCCUCCAUUCCUGCCGAACAGUGCUCGAUCCAGCGAACUCCGGUUCAUAUACUCGUACACUAGAAAUCUUGAAUCUCUGUGUAUGCAGAAUCCCUUGAGUCUCACCAGAUUGAUGUGAUGGAUUUUCCCUAUGGUCGCGAUCUCACUGCAGAACUCCCUCUUCCCUUGUACUCCCAGUCGGCUCAUUUUCUUCACUGCCACCUCUGUUCCGUCGGGAAGACUGCCUUUGUAUACUGUCCCAAAUCCACCUGAACCAAUUUGUGACCCGAAAUUGUCCGUUGCAUCCGUGAGAUGCUUGUAAGCUAAACUCACUGGCAUCCCUGGGAGUGAAGCAUAUCCGACAAGCUCAGAAGAACAGGAAUGAGAAGAAUAACUGUUUGACAUUCCGUUCAUCUUGCAGGAAUUUUUCCCCCUUUUCCAAACGACGACUAAAAAGGCCAAUAAGGCAACAACGACUAAUGGUACCAACACGGCAGCGUAAACCGGGAUUCUCCGCUUUCCAUUUUCCUGAUUCGGAUCCGUGGUCAAUUUUAUAUAACCUAAACGGUCAUUGGAGGUUACUUUCUUCUUUACUGAACCUAGGUAAUCUCGAACCAUGUAGCAAGAUCCUGAAGAUUGGCUGUGAAAAAAUCCCAAGCAAGAACAGUUCCUCGAACAGAUAUCUUCACAGGUGGACAGAUUCGUAUCAAGCUCCAGCGGGUGAAUGAAUUCGUUAGUGAAGUAGUCCAUGCCGCUUCCCAAUUUUAAAUACGAGAUGGUCGAAAUAAUACUUCCAGUCGAACUCUUACAUGAAGAAGAGUUCCCCGGCAAUGGUAGCUUGCCGUUUAAGGGGACGCAACCGCCGUCUGACGUGGAAUAACUAUGAAAUCCCGGCAGGCAAGAACACAUGCCGCUAUUGCAGACUCCUAGGCUCUGGCAAAUGAAUGGUGCCCAACAAGGGUCCGCCGGUGCGUUGAAUCCACCGACUUCACUUCCAGCGCCGUUCAAGAGCAUGGUGUUCAGUGCGCCAUUGCUUCCCAUCUUCAGGAUCAUGAAAUCAGUAGGAGAGUUUAUGAGAGUAACUUGUAUUACAAUCUCUGUUCCGUUUGAUGCCACGAGGAAAAUCCCGUUUCUCCUUAGCUCUGCGUAUUCCACGCGCGUGUUUGUGUCUCGAAACGCGCCGCCGUACAUGGAUAAUUUCCAGUAAACCAUCUUCCUCCAGAGAAACACGGCGUCGUUCUCUGUGACGGAGAAUUCGUAGUCCCCCACUGACGACAGGUCACCGUCCUUCAACGAGCUGACCAAUGAUCUCCCGACGAGCAACCGUUGACCAACCACCAUCGUGUCAGUCGGGUAAUCAAAGCUUUCCCAUACAGAGUUAUUUGACGAAUCAAGUAGAACCAAAUUCCCAGAAUCUUGGAGUUGUAAGGAGGAAACAGAGGAGACAUUGGGCGAAGUAAACAAGGGAGUUGACCAGAUAGGUCUGCCGGAAUCAUCAUAAAGUGCAAGGCCACGGCGGGAGAGAUGGAGUUCAGCAGAGUCUGACACGGGAAAGUUGCGGUUGGCGGCCCAAACGACGGUAUGAGAAAUGGUAUGGAAGAUGACGAAGUAGAAUGAACGUUCCUCCGGCCUGACGUUGGCUACGGCGGCACUGAAUGUAGCGUCAGCCGAGGACAAGAAUGCGCCGGAAGUAUCAAUGAAUUUGGUGAAGGAAGCGGAGAAGUUAGGGGUUAUGGAAUGGAAGGAAAGAGGACCGCAAAGGGAAAGGUUUGAGGAUAAGAGGAGGAUAAGGACGAUCAAGAAUAGGGAUAAAAACAGAGGAGGAGAAAAACUUCCCAUCCCAUGCAUGGGAAUGAGGACGGCGAAAAAUACGAAUGCAUGUAAAAACUGUCCAAAUUGGGAAGUUAAUUAAGUUUGAUAACAACAUUUGUUUCUUUAUUGUUCAAUAUAUCCAUUACUGGGAGGGAUUCCGCGUUUAUCCAUGAAAGGGGCGGAGGCGUGGAGCCAAGACACUAGGCUCAUCUAAUAAAUAUUUGAAAAAAUAUUUAUAUGAAUUUUUUUACAUUAAUUAUU
Messenger RNA from Cuscuta europaea, 5658 nucleotides. NCBI's taxonomy places the organism in Eukaryota, Viridiplantae, Streptophyta, Magnoliopsida, Solanales, Convolvulaceae. The record is from the annotation of a GenBank genome assembly.